Molecule: messenger RNA, 1333 nt
Organism: Leptopilina heterotoma
Lineage: Eukaryota; Metazoa; Arthropoda; Insecta; Hymenoptera; Figitidae
Exons: 2
Coding region: 215-1177 (320 amino acids)
Source: RefSeq, a predicted model, not a curated record
CUAUUGGUCAACAAAUAAUCAAAUUUAGAUAUUUCAAAGGUACAAAUACGAAACGUUCAAUCUCUGUUACGUGGCAUUGAGUUUAAAACAAAAGAAUAUUGACAUUCGUCUAAUUGUUCCUGAAUACCAAAUACAAGAAAAAUUUGACACCAAAACAGGUUUUUAAAUAUCAAUUAUCAACUGGAAAAAAGUUGUAAUACCUUGUUGAUCAAUCAUGAUAAGAAUAGCAAUAAUCUGCUUUCUAGUUUCCAUUGUUAGAAGUCAGUUCUGUAAGCUCACUUCUGAUGAUUUAAAUGGACUAACUCAAUUGUUUAAUGAUGUGCAUAAAAGUGUGGAGGAAGCAACUCGAGGUCAAAGUGGAAAUGCGGCAAUUUUUUUGGGCGACGUUGGAAGUGAAAAAGAAGCACUAAUUAAUUACUUAAUAGGCAAUGAAUUAAUAGCUUACAGACCAAAUAAAUAUGAAGCCCUAAAACUGAGAAAAGCUAACAAUAGUACCACAGGUCCAGAAAUUUAUACUGGAACAGUAUCAAAAACUAAAAUUCCUACAAAAUGGAAAUCAACAAGGACAGAAUUACAGAAUUUGGAGAUUUGGGAUACUCCUCCACUAAUGGACAAUAGAGGUCCACUGCAGGAUCUGAAUAAUUCCAUUUAUUUGUAUCAUUUGAUAAGAAGUCUCGAAUCACUAAAGUUUGUUGUAGUUAUCAAUUGUCAUGACAUUAUUUCUGAUGAUAUUGGACAGAUUCUCAGGCUUUUACGUACUCUUGAAACUUUAUUUAAUGACAAGUUUAGAGAUUUUUUGCCAAGUAUAUCAGUUAUUAUUUCAAGAGCACCAGAAAAAAUUGAAGAUAUUUUAGUCGAUCGUGAAUUUAUAAAGAAAAAAUUAGAUUCGAAUAUUAUACAAGAUUCUACCUUAGUUAUGUCAAACGUUUCAAGAGACUUUUUACGGCAGAUUAUGAGUAAUAAAAAAAGUGUAGGCAUCUUCAGGAAACCGGAAAAUGUUGAAAAGGUUACUGCUGUUAUCGAUGAUAAUAUUAUUCAAGCUAUUAAUAACGCUGAGAGCAAAGACAAGUCAUCUAAUCAGAAUAUAAGUUUACCAAUUUCAAUAGAAUUGCAUCCUUGCCUGGAAGACAUUAAUUAUUUGCUGUCCAAAAAAGAAGCAAAAGAAGAAAGUGCCUGAUAAAAAUUUCUGGAAUUUUAUUUGCAGGCAGUACUUCUUCUAAUUAAACUACUGUAGUUAUUAUGGGUUAAUUCAAAUAAUUUUAGAAAUAUGGUGUCGGUUAAUGUAUAUCUAAAUAUAAAAAAUUAAAAAAUAAAUUCCAGAAUUUCAAAUUCA